AUGGCGUCCAAGCUCUUCUCCGCAGUGAAACUCGGCGGCAAGAAGGCUCCAACCCAAUUGAAGCAUCGUGUGAUCAUGGCACCCAUGACCCGUCAGCGUACUGGCGGCGACGGAGUGCCUGGACCUGCUGUAGCCGAAUUCUACAGGCAACGUGCUACUGAUGGCGGUCUGCUGAUCACGGAGGCCACCAACAUCAGUGCUUAUGCUCGCGGUUACUACGGAGCCCCGGGUCUUUACACGCCGGAGCAAGUGGAAGGCUGGAAGGCCGUAACAUCCGCAGUGCACGACAAAGGCGGCAAGAUCUUCAACCAAUUGUGGCACACAGGCCGCGUCAGUCACCCCUUGAACCUUCCGAAUGGAGCCCAACCUGUGUCGGCGAGCGCAACGAGCAUGGAGGGAGUGCAGAGUCUCGCCACCACUGCUGAAGGUCGUUUGCCUCACCCGAAUCCACGAGCUCUUGAGAUCACCGAGAUUCCAGGCAUCGUCGAUGACUAUAAACGUGCAGCUGAAAACGCUCUCGAAGCGGGCUUUGAUGGUGUUGAGCUUCACGCCGCGAAUGGAUACCUACUGGAGCAAUUCCUGCUAAACGGAACGAAUCUCCGCACGGACAAGUACGGUGGCAGCCCAGAGAACCGCUCGCGCAUAGUGUUCGAAGCGAUCGAGGCCAUUCUAUCUUCGGUGGAUUCAAGCAAGGUGGGUAUUCGUUUGUCUCCGUUUGGCACUGCAUUCGGAUGCACAGACUCGAACCCUCGCGAAAUCUAUGACUACGUUGUGAAGAAGUUGAACGACUACGACCUGGCCUACCUUCACAUGGUUGAACCGCGUGGCAUGCAGCAGCCUGCACCAGACGCACCGGACGGAGGCGUCACCAAGAUUCACCGCAAGAUGUACGAUGGCGUGAUGAUCAGCGCGUCAGGUUACACUGGCGACGAGGCUCGCAAAGUGGUUGAAGACGGAACGACGGACCUCGUGGCUUUCGCGCGCGACUUCAUCUCCAACCCGGAUCUUGUGAAGCGCAUUCGUACAGGGGCCGAACUCAACCCGGUGAACUGGCAGACAGUGUACGUACCGCUUGAUGUGCCGUUCGAGACGGGUUACACGGACUAUCCGUUCCUUGACGAGAAGACCGCGUAAGCAUCAAGACUGAAGGAGUCGAGAGAAUUUUCAUCCAAUACAGCAUUUAUUGCAUUCUAG
Molecule: messenger RNA, 1194 nt
Organism: Phytophthora nicotianae INRA-310
Lineage: Eukaryota; Oomycota; Peronosporomycetes; Peronosporales; Peronosporaceae
Exons: 1
Coding region: 1-1134 (377 amino acids)
Molecular function (GO): oxidoreductase activity; FMN binding
Source: RefSeq, a predicted model, not a curated record